Messenger RNA from Olea europaea var. sylvestris, 843 nucleotides. RefSeq lists its product as uncharacterized. Gene Ontology annotation, biological process: mRNA processing. Bases 193 to 588 code for a protein of 131 amino acids. The record is from RefSeq and is a predicted model, not a curated record. Lineage: Eukaryota; Viridiplantae; Streptophyta; Magnoliopsida; Lamiales; Oleaceae. The transcript has a single exon.
UAGAGUGACCAUCGAGAAACGUUUAUAGCAAAAUUCAAUAGUCACUUAAACAUUUGUUGAAAGUAAUCGUUUAUGUCUUGAAAUUGGCGGUGAAAUUACCCAAAAAACCACUAUUCCGACACCCUAACAAACAUUUUUUUCUUCCCCUCUUUCAAUUUUCUACCGCUCUCUCAAUUUUUUUAUAGUCAGCAAAUGGCUGCUUCAAUCUUCCAAAAAUUCUUGAGAAGUCAGUCUCUAUACGCCACAAAAUUGAUCAGCCAUCCGUCAUUACCGCCAGCAUAUCUGCUUACCCAAAUCUCCGAACCCACUAUAUUAGCUGAUGAAAUCCCCCUUUCCGGUCAUCAGAAAAUAGCGAAUUCAAGAUUAUAUCCUUCCAUUUCUUCACAUUUCUACCCGAGCUUUUCUUUUGGGUUUUUUCUGCACCCAGUUUUUUCUUCAAUCGGGUCAAUUCGAUCUGAACCUGAUGACGAAACCGUUUCUGAGAGUCCUCUAACUAUCUGGGCUGAUAGUGUGAAGAAGAAGAGGAAAAGAAAGAUGAACAGGCACAAGUUGAGGAAGCUAAGAAAGUCUCUCAAGAACAAAAGUUAGUUUCAACAUUUCUACCUUUUCUUUAACUUUAAUCAUGGGACGAGUUAGUGGUGGCAUUUCUUUUUAAGGAUAGCAUUGAACUGAACUUAGUUUGGUUGAAUUAUUUUGAUAAUUUAUCAGCAUUUUGUUGUGGAAGAUAUCGCUCAUUACUGGUUGUAUGCCAUUCCAUCUUUUGCUGGGAAUAAAAAGAUUUAAGUAUACUAAAAGCAGUGUGAAUGGAAAUUAUCCAGAGCUUAUUCUGUCAAGCUUGUUUGA